This is a messenger RNA of Oncorhynchus keta (chum salmon), 4809 nucleotides long. RefSeq names its product E3 ubiquitin-protein ligase RNF166. The transcript has 6 exons. The record is from RefSeq and is a predicted model, not a curated record. Lineage: Eukaryota; Metazoa; Chordata; Actinopteri; Salmoniformes; Salmonidae. Bases 540 to 1271 code for a protein of 243 amino acids. Gene Ontology annotation, molecular function: ubiquitin protein ligase activity. Gene Ontology annotation, biological process: protein polyubiquitination; ubiquitin-dependent protein catabolic process.
AUAACGUAAACAUUUUACAAAACAAUGAAACAAUGUAUUCUGGGACUGUAGUUUGAAGCAGCUGUAAACUGAAUUGGUGACAUCGUGAACGAGACUUCAAUGCCCAGAAACGUAAUCUUUUUGUUGUAGCUGUACGGCUUGUUAGUGAGAGUCGCACUGAACGUGCAGUUGUUCAAAUUCCCCGAUCUUUUAAUAAUCUGGAUAUAUUUUGGUCAGUUGUAUGUAAAUCAAAAUGAUUUGAAGAUCGAAUAAUCUGCUCCGCGCCCGGGUCGGGUCCUCUCGAGAACCAGCACUGUCUUGUAAUGUUUACUUCUUUCGUGCUUCGGCGUGUCCCCUCGAGCGCUUGUGUAGCGGACUGAUGUAGUGUCUGUUUGCUAAAUUAUUUGACACAAACAGUUCAUAGGUUGGGUAGCUUUAUUCAUACGCUUUAUUCACACGAAGGAUGUCCAUCGUGCACAAUCGAUGAAAAUACUCGAUGUGAAUACACCCAGGUAGUUGCAGCCAUAGUCGAGAACGAAGUGCGAGCAAGAUCCUCGUUCAUGAUGGCGAUGUUUCGCAGUUUUGUGUCGGCUACUCAUCAGCUCAGGCAGCAUCAACAAAACGGGGCAGCCGCGGCUGCCACUGGCGAGAGUCUCGAGAGCCAGUUCUCCUGCCCAAUUUGCCUGGAAGUGUAUCAUAAACCUGUCACCAUUGGAAGAUGUGCCCACACGUUCUGUGGGGAGUGUCUGCAGCCUUGUCUCCAGGUCACCUCUCCCCUCUGCCCUCUGUGCCGCAUGCCUUUUGACCCAAAGAAGGUGGACAGGUCCUCCAGUGUGGAGAAACAGCUGUCCAACUACAAGGCCCCCUGUCGGGGCUGCAGCAAGAAGGUGUCUCUGGUCAAAAUGAGGUCACACAUCUCCUCUUGCACAAAGGUCCAGGAACAGAUGGCCAACUGCCCAAAGUUUGUGCCUGUGGUCCCCACUUCACAGCCCAUUCCCAGUAAUGUUCCAAACCGCUCCACCUUUUCAUGCCCGUUCUGUGGAGCCCGCAAUCUGGACCAACAGGAGCUGGUCAAACACUGUAUGGAGAACCACCGCAACGAUCCCAACAAAGUGGUGUGUCCUGUAUGUUCAGCCAUGCCCUGGGGGGACCCCAGCUACAAGAGCUCCAACUUCCUCCAGCACCUGCUCCACCGGCACAAGUUCUCCUACGACACGUUUGUGGACUACAGCAUUGACGAGGAGUCAUCACUGCAGGCAGCCAUGGCCCUGUCCUGUCAAAUCAAAUGUUAAAGUGAGUGACUGUCUGACUCUGUGUUUACAGGACUACAGUAUCGAUGAAGAGGCGGCACUACAGGCAGCCCUGGCUCUCUCCAUGGCAGAGAACUGAGAGUCCUCUGAGUCCCCCAUUCUGCUGUCUGGGGACUCACUUCCAUCCCGACACCCCACUAGCUCUCUUCCUUUCUCUGGAUCCACCCCAUAUCCAGCCCCCUCCACUGUCUCCUCACAGGGAACGUUUGGAAGGACCUGGCCCUGGCCAAGACUCCCACUCUGGGAGAGCUACAGAGAGAUUAUCUCCUAACCCUGUCCCUGAUCCUCUGCCUGGCCCUUCAUCCACUCUGCUCACCUGCUUAACUCGUCCCAUUACAUCAUACUCUCAGCCGGCAGCAGCCCCUUCACUUCCUGUAUACUUGGGAGGAGGGGAGCUUGGCCUCCCAAUAAAUGUUGCAAUUUAAAACCACUGCAAUGUAAACCAGUGAGUACAGCAUGGACAUUGUUGUUAUUCUGCAGUAAGUAUGAAGUUUCCCAAAAGUAAUGAUUUAAGGUAUUUUAUUUUACUCUUUGUUUUUCACUGUUCGAAUGAAACUUUUUCAAACUCCAGGAAAAUGCCAUCACUUGACACACGUUCUGGUAAAAGUACCACAGAUUAGUUCUGUUCAAGUUUAUUCUCAAGUUUGAUGGCUUUUUGAUUGAGGGACUACAGUUGAAUGGCUUGACCCCAUUCUCAGUGUGAUAAUCUUACUGCUGGGUGACAGUCUAGACAUGACCAGUUGAACACAGAGAGUGAGGACAUUCUUACAUCCCCAUCACGACAACAACACACCCUUAACAUUUGCAACGCGAAUCAAAACAAACUCUCAAACUAUCCCCUUUUGUAUUCAGAGUUUGUGUGAAUACUUGCACUUGUCACAUUUUUCUACACAAUUGAACUAUAGAUUGUUCUUAUUUCACAGUUGAGAAACAGAAUUGUAGUACUCCAUUCAUUAUUCGCUCUGCUGAUAUUUUUAUGAAGCACCAGACAAGAUAAAAAAUAUAUAUUUUUGGAAAAUGUCCCAGUUUCAAAUGGUGUACUAACAAUAAGAAACAUGUUUAUUGGAGAUGUGUUCGUUGUUUUACCACCUUUUUCUAAGUACCCGUUGGUACUGUACUGCUGGCAUCAGUUGUUAGCAGGAGCUUAGAGCCCAUGUGUAAUACGCUCUCAAACACCAGAGGGCGCCCCAGUGUCAAAAUAGACCUGGCAAUAGUCAUUCAAAGCCAUGUUCUUCAGUCAGUGUUACUCCAAGUCAUCAUGUUUAUACCCAUUCACAGUAUUGUGAAGAUGUGUUGACUAAAUAUAUGACCUGUUUGGUUUAGUGCCCACUAGGAGAAGUGCAAUAUUAUGACGUGAGUACUGUUGGAUAAGUCUAUCCUUGUGGUUGAGUUGGAUGCUGUCCCAUAAGAGUCCAGUUUUAUGUUAAUUGUUGUCGUGGAACAAAAUUGUUCCUCGGCCAUUUACCUAUCAGGAUCCGCACUGCUCCAAUCUCAGUGGGGUCUCCCCAAAACUGGUCAUCAGAGCUGUGAAAAUCUGUUUGUAACAGGCCUGGAAUGUGUACGGCAUAUUGAAUCAUUAUGUUCCAAAGGUUUGUUAAAGACGUCCACUUUCUGAUAGCGCAGUAAUUAUUCAAGUUGGAUUGAAACAGAACUGUUCAGAACAGCUGCAUAUUCAAUCUUAUGAGAUCAAUUUCUCUCGCGGCACUUUGCUUCAAAGGGAUACAAUUAUGAAAGUACGUUGCCCCGAAGUAAAUGUCCAAUUAUAAGCCUGGGAAACUGGUUUGAUUGUUCUUUAUAUAGCAAGCAAUGGAGGAAGAUAUUGUCAAAUCAAAUCAAAUUGAUUUAUAUAGCCCUUCGUACAUCAGCUGAUAUCUCAAAGUGCUGUACAGAAACCCAGCCUAAAAGCCCAAACGGCAAGCAAUGCAGGUGUAGAAGCACGGUGGCUAGAAAAAACUCCCUAGAAAGGCCAAAACCUAGGAAGAAACCUAGAGAGGAACCAGGCUAUGUGGGGUAUUGUGUAUUGUGAUGAGUUGUUACUAGACUGACGAGUAGAAGUAUAAUGGUCUGUCCAUUUGUGUUUUUCCUUGCUUCCGAGGGGAAUUGUACAUACGGUAGAGAAUGCAACAUUUAGGUUUAGGUCUAACGUUUCACAAGUUACAUCUUUUUCCCAGAGCAAUGCAUUGAAAUAUUGCACUUUAAUUCCGUAAUAUAUUUUGAAGGGUAGGAAUUUUGUGUCAUUUUUUUUUCUCUUUUACUUUAAUUCGUUCCAAUGUGUCCCAUUUCAUGGUGGAUGAUAAUGUAAGUUGUGGCUGUUUUUGUGUAAGAGCAGAGGGAAGGUUAAAUGAUCUCAGUCAUAACAUGUUGUUUUGGAGUACUGGGCUGGUAUAAAAUGUAUUUGUCUGUUGUGUCAUUUAAUAUUUUAUAGAUGGGUAUAGAUUGCAAAAUCAACUGAGAAAACCAUCCCAGAUGCACAAUAGUGUGGCAAAUCAAAAUGGACUCUCGGCUUAGUCGGAAGUGUUCCUGGAGAUAAUGCAUCCUUAUUUGAAAGACAUCGACAUGUUAUAUUUUCGGUGUUUUAAAUGUAAUGUACUGGUUGGUGGCACAGUAUUGACAGCUGUAGCCAUUGGAGAAAAACUGUCGUCACCAUGAGAAGUCCUGAGUUUCUUCUGGGGCACCAAGGAAUUGUCACGCAUCUUUAAUUUAAUCAUUUACUCAGCCUUUUUUACUACCUAAUAAUGAUGCUAUUUUAGAAAUGUAAGGUAAAAGGUAUUGUGUGUUUAGAUCAGCGUUCGCGAGCUGUAGCCUAAUGUAGAUUUUGUAUGGAGUAUAACUCAAAUGUAUACUUUUCACUCUUUGUGUACUGUUGCAUCCAUGCAUAAUGCCACUGUACUGUGCAUCAUCAUCCCAAAUGUCCUGCUUGUGGUCAAAACCAGCCCAAUCUCUGUAAAAUAAACUCAAUGUUGCAGGUCACACACUGAUAGACCACCUGCAACAAAGACAUACACCAAAAACUCCAAAAACAGGACAGUGAAAAGGAAAGUAUUUGUAUGAACUUUGUUGGGUCAUUUUUCUCAAGAGGGCCUUACUGAGACUGUCUGUUCUAAUCUUGGUAAGGCUGACAGGAAAUAGACUGCCAUAUAGACCCGUAUCACAGCAAUCAGAGAAGACAGAGCCUGUGUCUCUGACUGCCCCCCAGGACUUGGCUGCCCUGAGAGUGUAUGUAAUGUCACUCAGUAUAGACACAGGCUGAUAUUGUCCUCCCCAGGGGGGUCUGCGCUACAGUCACUUGAAGCAGGACGUUUCCUUCAGGGCCACUGUACCCUAGAGACCCAGCCUGGGGUUUUGGCCCUACUGUCAGGGCCUGUGUGUGUUAAAUGUGAUUUAUGCAUUCUUGAAAAAAAGUAAUAAUACCAGUAAUAACAAUGUGGAUAUUCAAGUUAUAACACUGUUUGAAGUUUAAUAAGAUAUUGUAUUUGUAGCAGAUUUUUCUUUCCCUCAAUAAAAACACUGACCCAUCCCA